UAUAUUGUGAGACGGGAUGAACUGAAGGAGAAAGUGAGCUACAUUUGAUGCACUCACUCUGCUUUCUUCGCCCUGUACACGAGCAGCUUCUGAGAAUCAGGUGUCAUUUCUUGUCUGCUGGAGAAACACACGCUAUCAGGAGUCCACAGACAUCUGCUGCUGCAACACACGCGCACACACAAACACGCCGCUGCUAAGAUGAGCCCAAAUGUGCGUUUGUUUAGUUGUCAAACGUAACCCAGCUCUGGAAUAGAGGAGCUCUGAAGCAGCUGGAGGCGGGAUGUCAGUGAAGCUGAAGUUUGAUUAUCCGGCUGACGGCGGCAUGGUUCAGCGCAGCCGCUCAUUCACUGGAGUAAACACACUCGGUGGCCGGAGAAGACUUUCCUCAGCGCGUAGCUCUCUCCGCUCAAAAGCUGUCACAGGUAAAUCUCCCAGAAUUCCCUCUAGUAGUCGGGCGGGCAGCAGCGUCUGGGGACAACAGCCUGAGCAGGUGGACAGAAUCUUCCAGGCUUUGAGGAAAGGACUCAAGGACUACUUGGAAAAUCAUCAAACAGAGCUGGACUUUCUAUCAUCCCAGCAGAGAGACACAAAGAGGAAUUCCAGACUGGCUUUUUUCUAUGACUUAGAAAAGGAGAUACGAGCCUUAGAAAGAUACAUACGGCGUCUAGAGUUUCAAAUUAGUAAGGUUGAAGAGCUGUACGAGUCCUAUUGUAUCCAGUGGCGGCUGUGUCAGGGUGCUUUGAACAUGAAGAGAGCAUUUUCUCUGUCUCCGUCUUCACGACAGUCUAGAGAGAGUCUACUGGAGCUGAACCGCAACCACAGACACAGCCUGGAGGACAUGAGUGCAAUGGAGGCAGAACUGGAAAUCUUAUUGGGAGAGCUCCAUAUUAAAAUGAAAGGGUUAAUAGGCUUUGCUCGGCUCUGCCCUGGAGAUCAGUAUGAGGUGUUAAUCCGAUUAGGCCGACAGCGAUGGAAAAUAAGAGGCAGAAUCCAGACAGAUGACCGACAGAUGUGGGAUGAAGAGGAGAUGGUUUUUCUUCCUCACAUUCAUGGAAACUUUGAGAUUAAGGUAACAGAGGUCAAGGGCUUGAGCUCUAUACUGGUCGGGAUGGUGACGUGCAGGAGUGCAGAUUUUUUCACAGCACGGCCGCAGAUGAUGGUUGUGGACAUAACAGAACUGGGUACCAUCAAGCUGCAGCUAGAAGUGGUUUGGAAUCCAUUUGAUAGCACAGAGGUGAGGCCUCUGACAGCGUCCGCCAGCCGCCAGUCCAUCCACAGCAGAAAGGGAUCUGUAUAUAGCUGGACUCCUCCAAACACACCCAGUUUCACAGAGAAAUACUUUCUAUCUAUGAUGCGUCAGAUGCAGGAUGCAGAUGGGUCUUUUUCGAUUGGCUCACGGGAGUCGAGGGGCGUGUCUUUACUCAGUUACCUAGCCGACUCCACCCAGGCCCUCAGUCCUCCUGCCUAUGAGAAGAGCAGUGGCCUGCCAAUCACACAACACACUGUUCUGGAUGCCAAGAUACAGGAUGAUGAUCUGCUAAAGACACACACAGAUGCGGAGGAGAGUGUUGAAUGGCCUUCAGAGACCGACACUGCUUCCCCGAGUCCAGCGGGCAGCAAACGAGACUCCAUAUUCCUCUUCCACCAUUACAGUACUCCAGAUAUCCUGAAACAGAGCGGAGAAAUGACCGUCAGCGUAGGUGAAGGAGAUGCACAGGAGACAACAAACCCAGACGAGGCCACUGAACAAGAGACCUCGUUCAAACAGGAAACUGAAGACAGAGUCGCGAUGAAGGACAGAAAGCCGAGCAGAGCACAGAAGAGAGCCGUAGCUAAGAGAGUUUCUGCUCUUCUAGAGGAUCUGAAUACAGCACUGGAGGAAACCAGCAAUUUGGAGACCCUGAAGAAGCUAGAUCUGCAGAUCCGACAGCUCAACCUUGUCUUAAAGCGGGACCUCUGCGCUCCACAGGUGCCUUCAUCUCAGACACUGGCGGUAGAGGAAGAGGAAGUGCUGGGCAGUUUCGACUUCCUCUCUGCAGAUUGUAUUGAAGAUGAAAUGCCAAUAAUGGGCAGCAACAGACUCGGGCACACUGGGAUUGGUUCAUUUAAUGAAAGCACCCUGAAAAGCAUGGGUCUGUUAUGUCAGGAGCAGAGAUGUGUGUCCUCAGAAGACAGCGCUGAAGGUCAGGUCAGACUAAGAGGAGACGAUGCAGUAAAAGCGUCUGUCACUACUGGAGUCUACAGUCUGGAUCAGGCUCUGGAAACUCACCUCAGUGUCUGUGCUGUUCUGCUGAGGGCUCUGAAGCAGUCAGACUCUGAUCUGGUGCACAAAGACAUCAUGAAUGAACUUUCACGCCAAGUUAACGUGCUGGAAAAAAUUGCUGCUUUGUCACAGAAAAUGAUAGAUGAGAUCUCAGCGACAGACUUGUUGUCCAAAACUCCGAAGGGCAUUGAAGUGUUUUGGAAGGAGUGCUGUGAGAGUGAUUCAGCUUUCUGCUGCUCCACGGAGGCUUUUCUCAGGACGCUGCGCAAACAUUACAUCCACAAAGUCAAAGCCAAAGAGCCCGGCCAGACUGAUGCAGUUUUCAGUCAGCUGCUGCAUCAGGUGCAGUGCAGUGGGAUGAUGGCGUCUGUGACUCUGUGCACUGCAGAGCGUCUCACUGUGUUUCAGCUGCUAGUUUACCUCAGCAGAUGGAGUAUUACUGACUUCGGGGAGCACAUCUCUCUCCUUUCUAAAGAAGUGUAUCUGAUAGCCUGUCUGGAGAGUCCCAAGAGAAGACGAGCACUAAAGAAGCUGAAGGGAAAAUGCAUCUCUGAUCUGCAGCCGACUGGACGCGUCCUCCAGCUGCUGGCCAAACUGCAGACUGACGCCAAUCACAAAGUGGCUUCAGCGGCCUCGUCCUGCCUCAACCGGGCCUCGCGCUCCAAAUCCUUCAGGGCAAAGGCAGUGGUUCAUUACACAGAUCUCUUGAAAAACAGCAACACGAAUGUGCGGCACGAGGCCUGUCUGGCUCUGAAAAGUCUGAAGGCCUCAGAAAGUGCAGAGCAGGUUGCUGAACUGUGGCGGUCCGCAGACGAAGACCUGAGGAACGCCGCACGCGAGACAGUGUUGUCCUUCGGUAAGAAAGGUCAAAUAGCUUUCCAGCGAAUGGACCAGAUCUAUGAGCUGCAGGACGAGGCUUACAAAAACCUGGAAACCGAAAUCACAAUCUUAUAGGAAGACCACAAACCCAGUCCGUUACCGGAGUGGAUGGUGCUGAGAGACUGAUGUUUGUAUUGGAAACAUUACAUCUGCGUGUACACGUAUUGCCAAGUAUUUAAUAAUAUGCAGGUUUAUUAUUUUAUGUGAUUUUAACUUUUUAUUUUAAGUGAAAUAUUUAUGAAUAAACUGUCUUCUAUAUUUCUUAUGUAUCAACAUGAGUAAACGAAAUAUAUUGACAAUAAAUGUAAAUAAGAGAACUA
This is a messenger RNA of Danio aesculapii, 3462 nucleotides long. RefSeq names its product RIPOR family member 3 (gene ripor3). The record is from RefSeq and is a predicted model, not a curated record. Bases 281 to 3217 code for a protein of 978 amino acids. Lineage: Eukaryota; Metazoa; Chordata; Actinopteri; Cypriniformes; Danionidae. The transcript has 23 exons.